AUGGAAUCAUAUCUGAGCGAUAGAAUUCAAAAGGUAAAUGUAAAUGGAGCUAUAUCACAGGGAUCCUCUGUUACUAUGGGAGUACCGCAAGGCUCCAUACUUGGUCCCUUCUUAUUCCUCGUCUAUAUAAAUUACCUACCAUUUAUUGUAAAGGAGCUUCACGAGAUAGUACUGUUUGCUGAUGACACUUCGCUUCUAUUUAAAGUGAAACGACGAAAUCCUUCACUUGACAACGUAAACAGUGCCAUCUCCAGUGUAGUUCACUGGUUUAAUACUAAUAAUCUUAACCUAAACGAAAAGAAGACAAAAUGUGUUAAAUUUGUAACUACAAAUGUAAAUAGUAGUCAUUCUCAAAUAAUAAUUAAAGAUGAGGAAAUAGACUUUGUUGAUAAUGCGGUGUUCUUGGGAAUUACUUUAGAUAGUAAACUCCAGUGGGACCGACACAUAGAAGGUCUUUCGAAUAGGCUAAGUUCUGCAGCGUUUGCAGUAAAAAAGAUACGCGAUCUUACGGAUGAGAAUACAGCAAAGCUUGUUUAUUUCAGCUAUUUUCAUAGUAUUAUGUCAUAUGGUGUUAUUUUGUGGGGUAAUGCAGCUGACAUUAAAUCGAUAUUUGUAGUGCAAAAGCGGGCUAUAAGAGCGAUCUGUGGGUUGUCCCCACGGGAGUCGGUUCGAAGGAAGUUUAAGGAAUUACAUAUUUUGACUCUGGCAAGUCGAUACAUUUAUGAGAAUAUUUUGUAA
Molecule: messenger RNA, 738 nt
Organism: Pieris macdunnoughi
Lineage: Eukaryota; Metazoa; Arthropoda; Insecta; Lepidoptera; Pieridae
Source: the annotation of a GenBank genome assembly